AUGAACGGGUGUGGCACUGGUGGCAAGUCCAUCUAUGGGGAGAAAUUUAUUAAUGAGAACUUCAUCCUGAAGCGUACUGGUCCUGGCAUCUUGUCCAUGGCAAAUGCUGGACCCAACACAAAUGGCUCCCAGUUUUUCAUCUGUACUGCUAAGACUGACUGGUUGGAUGGCAAGCAUGUGGCCUUUGGCCAAGUGAAAGAAGGCAUGAACAUUGUAGAAGCCAUGGAGCGUUUUGGUUCUCGGGAUGGCAAGACCAGCAAGAAGAUCACUAUCGCUGACUGCGGACAACUCUCAUAAGAUUUUUUGUUUUGUUUUUUGUCUUAACCAUCAAACC
This is a messenger RNA of Trichosurus vulpecula (common brushtail), 334 nucleotides long. RefSeq names its product peptidyl-prolyl cis-trans isomerase A-like. NCBI's taxonomy places the organism in Eukaryota, Metazoa, Chordata, Mammalia, Diprotodontia, Phalangeridae. Gene Ontology annotation, biological process: protein peptidyl-prolyl isomerization. Gene Ontology annotation, molecular function: peptidyl-prolyl cis-trans isomerase activity. The record is from RefSeq and is a predicted model, not a curated record. The transcript has a single exon. The coding region runs from base 1 to 297 and encodes 98 amino acids.